UUAGAAAUGCCAGUUAAUAUAAUGGCGAAGAAUUAUAGUAAUUGCCCUUUGAAGAAGAGGCCCGUGCAUCUUAUCGAGGAUCCCUCAGAUGAACCUGAGAAUUUGAGCACGAAACCGGAAGAUUUAAGUCGAUCUGGUUGCCAUUCGACAUCCACUUCGUCACCAGUAUCUCCACCUAUAUCUCCAUCAGUUUCACCACCAUCAUCUCCGCCGAUGUCUCCCCCAAUGUCGUCACCAUCACCGACUCACCACCUUUACCAGCCAAUUAAGACGGAACCGUGCCUACCGUAUCGUCCACCGAUCAGCCCGGAUUACGCCCCGCAAACCUGGCAUCGUAGUGUUGCACCUUUGUAUCCACCAGCAUACCAUCCCUACAUCCCUUACCAUUACAACCACGAAUACAUGGGAAUCAUGAGCCCGACAUCGCCCUACAGUGACAGCUCCUGUUCACCUCCACACCCGCACCACAAUCAACCCUUGGCACCUCUCGCCCUACGUCCCACAAUGUACUCCUCCAUAGACCAGUCAUCCUUAAGCCCCAACUCGUCGACCACCUCACCGCCACCCCCAUCCAACGCCGAAGAUCUCACCGACAAACGACGCCAAGGCAUCAGGCACCAGUGUCCGGAUUGCGGAAAAAGUUACUCGACAUUUUCCGGCCUCUCCAAACACCGCCAGUUCCACUGCGCCGCCGGCGACGGUCCCCGAAAGUCGUUCAGUUGUAAAUAUUGCGAAAAAGUGUACGUAUCUUUGGGCGCGCUCAAAAUGCACAUUAGAACCCAUACGUUACCUUGCAAGUGUACAAUGUGUGGCAAGGCUUUCUCAAGACCAUGGCUAUUGCAAGGUCACAUUCGCACACACACCGGCGAGAAGCCUUUCUCGUGUUCCUAUUGCAACAGAGCUUUCGCCGACCGUUCAAACCUAAGGGCGCACCUUCAAACACAUUCGGACGUUAAAAAAUACUCAUGUCCCACGUGCAGUAAAACAUUUUCGCGAAUGUCCCUACUUACCAAACACGCGGAGGGUGGAUGUAACGGAGGUGGAAACUUAAUGCACACCGAAAAAUUGUAUUAAUCGCCUUAGUUUUAGUGUUUUUCUACUUAUUUAUUUUUUUCUAAAAGCGUAUACAGAUUUUUGAUUUCCUGUUAAAACAGUAUUUUCUGCAUAAGGUGCCUUAAAAAAAGACUGAAGAUUACUAUAAAAGUGUACAAAACGUAUUCCUAUUCCUGUACUUAAUGUAAAUAGGCGUUAAAGCUAAUAUAUUUUUGUAAAUCCGCGUGUAAAUGUUAACCUUCUGAAAAUAAUUUUAUAUAUUUGCGUAUUGUUCGAUCGCAAAGUAUCUAGUCAAGAGGAUUAAAAACAAUAUAGACCUUCCUCUACCUAUUACUUAGUAAAAUUAAAUGCCAUUGUAUAGUGCCUUAU
Photinus pyralis (common eastern firefly) is the source of this 1422-nucleotide messenger RNA. Its product is annotated as protein snail homolog Sna-like. Gene Ontology annotation, molecular function: DNA-binding transcription factor activity, RNA polymerase II-specific; RNA polymerase II cis-regulatory region sequence-specific DNA binding. The record is from RefSeq and is a predicted model, not a curated record. The transcript is spliced from 2 exons. Bases 7 to 1074 code for a protein of 355 amino acids. Gene Ontology annotation, biological process: regulation of DNA-templated transcription. Lineage: Eukaryota; Metazoa; Arthropoda; Insecta; Coleoptera; Lampyridae.